This is a messenger RNA of Lottia gigantea (owl limpet), 1122 nucleotides long. RefSeq lists its product as hypothetical. Gene Ontology annotation, cellular component: membrane. NCBI's taxonomy places the organism in Eukaryota, Metazoa, Mollusca, Gastropoda, Lottiidae. The record is from RefSeq and is a predicted model, not a curated record. Gene Ontology annotation, biological process: potassium ion transmembrane transport; stabilization of membrane potential. The transcript is spliced from 3 exons. The coding region runs from base 1 to 1122 and encodes 373 amino acids. Gene Ontology annotation, molecular function: potassium ion leak channel activity.
AUGUGUUGGACAAGAGUUAAACAUGUGCUAAAAGUUUUGUAUUCCUACAUCCGUUCUCUAAUAGGACUAUUGUUUUUAUUAAUUGUCUAUUCCCUAAUUGGUGCUUUUAUAUUUCGAGCCAUUGAAGCUCCAUAUGAAACUGAACAAAAGGCGAUUAUAAAAAAGGAAAGGAAAGAGAUUAUUGAACAAUUUGUGAAUUUUACCAAUUUACCCGUACUUAACGAGACUGAGCUUAGAAAUCAAUUAUUUAAUUUACUAAAAGAUUAUGAAGAGGAAGUCUACACGGCUUAUAAAACUGGUGUUUCACUUUCCGUCACUAAACCAAAAUGGGAUUUUUAUACUGCUUUAUUUUAUUGUGGAACUGUUUAUACGACAAUAGGAUAUGGUCACAUCUAUCCUUCAACUACCUUAGGACAAAUUGUUACAAUAAUAUAUGCCUUUAUUGGUAUACCACUCGCGUUAAUAACAUUAGCUGAUAUGGGUAAACGAUUCACGUUUGGAAUUAAAUUUGUUUUAGCCUUUCUAAGUCAGAUAUGUAAAAGUAGAUGUUGUAGGAAAAUGUAUUUUGGAUAUGAAGUGGACACGGAAUUUAAUGUGAAUUUCUAUUUGGCACUAACCAUUGUUAUAGUGUAUAUGUUUCUAGGAGCUUUUAUAUACACCAGAUGGGAAGCUUGGACGUAUUUCGAAGCGGUGUAUUUUAUUUUCAUUUCUAUUAGUACCAUAGGUUUCGGGGAUAUUAUACCUGCUCAUCCCAAAUUUUUCCUUUUAUCAUCAGUGUAUGUGUUUAUAGGACUCUCUCUAGUAUCAAUGUGUAUUAACGUGGCUAUAGUUUACUUUACACAACAAAUUGACAAAGCAAAGGUGAACAUUGGACGUGCUACGGAGAUGGCUAUGGAAAGGACUAAUAAAACAUUUUCACUUGCCAAAGGAAAGAUGCACGAAAUGAGCAUUAAGAUGAACAAUCACCAUCAUCAUGAUCAUAGCCCCGAUCGUGAUCAUAAUGUUCAUCAUCAUUCCGGGGAAAAUGGUCAUCAAAAGAAACAUAAUCAUAAUAUUUUCAAAGUAAAUUUUAAAAAUGGUCACGUUCAUGGUCGACAUCGCCAUGGAAGGAAUUCUAUCUAA